Molecule: messenger RNA, 1053 nt
Organism: Gamsiella multidivaricata
Lineage: Eukaryota; Fungi; Mortierellomycota; Mortierellomycetes; Mortierellales; Mortierellaceae
Exons: 4
Coding region: 126-926 (266 amino acids)
Molecular function (GO): RNA endonuclease activity producing 5'-phosphomonoesters, hydrolytic mechanism
Source: RefSeq, a predicted model, not a curated record
CCGUCUUUUCCUUCCUCUCGUCUUUCUCACGCAACACCCUUCUUCUCUUCUUCAACCUGCACUCCCCACCACUUUGUUGCCCGAGACAUUUUAUUUUUUAUUUUUAGAGAUCCAGAAUUGACACCAUGCACAGCUCCUACUCGUCGACCAUCCGCAGAGAAACCCAUACAGAGGAGAGCGGUACGCACCAGCGACUUGUCAAGGUAUACGAGAGUCAUGUCGAGGAACAUGGGUCGUCACCAUCCUUGGCACGAUUAUUCGACACCGCACGCGAUGCCUCUUCAAGCGAGCAUGAUCGAGAUGUGAUCACCUGGUUAGAAUCCGUCAUCACGUCUUCUGGAGUCCACUUGGACCAUGCGAUCACCCCGUCGACUCCUCCAUCUCGUGAAAGCUGCGACGAUUCUGAACAAGACCAGGACCAGGAUCAGGACCAGGAUCAGGACCAGCAGCGACAGCCGCAGCGUAAAAGCAAUGGCGUAUUUGUCAGCCCGGUGUUCUUCCCGUCAGAGGCCAGUUUCCAUCAUUUGAUCGAUACGCUGGAUGGAGCAAAAAGGUCGUUGGACAUUUGCGUGUUUACGAUUACGGACGACGAGGUCGUGAAUGCGGUGGUCCGGGCCCAUGACCGAGGAGUGAAAGUGCGUAUUAUUUCGGAUAACGAAAAGGCUGACGACCUUGGUUCGGAUGUGAAGCGACUGGCAAGCGAUUUCAACAUCCCAACGCGCGUGGAUAACAGUCCUUCACACAUGCACCACAAGUUCUUGGUGAUUGAUGAUGGGUUGCUGGUCAAUGGUUCCUACAACUGGACAAAGGGCGCACGGUUCCAUAACCGAGAGGACCUGACGUUGACGAACUCUGGAAAGGCUGUGCGGGCAUUCAAGUCCCAGUUCGAGCGACUGUGGCAGGAAUUUGAGUGUUUCGAGCUUUGAAAGAGGACCACACUAUAUGACUAUACAUAUGUAGCUCAGUGUUGCUUUGUAGGUUCAAAUAACCCUUAACGAGCGGAAUAAAUGUCUAUGUUGGUUCGGCGGCGAGCGAAGCAGGUCAGUUUGGCCG